AUGUACAAGGUUCCUCUUGAAUUCGACCAUACAAAGACGUUUAAGAGACGAGCUGACAUAAAGCCUUGGCUCUCCAAACAUCUUGCAAGGCAAAAUUUGAAAGUCGUUAUCGAACGGUCUGACAAUGUCAAGAUAGUGUUCAGAUGUAGGGAUGGGUCAGCCCACUGCCCCUUCAGGAUCAGAGGGAACCACUCGCUACGAACAAAAACAUGGUCAUUGCUGGUAGUGAACGACUUGCAUAACCAUCCUGUUGAACAUGGCUUUUUAUUAUCCAAGAAAGAACUCGAGGAUCAACAGGCUACAGAUAUGUUUGUCACGCUUACCAACCGACCUCACCCAGCAUCUCAGAACACGUCGCCACAGUAUGUCGAUAAGAUCGUGAAGAAGAUGAGUAAUGAAGUUGCUAAGGUUGUCUCGGUGAACAUAUGGCAAAACCAUAAUCUUAACCAUGAGCAGAAGGAGUCGGCGGUAGCCAGAUUUGUGGCUGGGAUGGUCGACGAGUACUUGGGAGAAGCCCCAAAAAAUAAUGGGGCUCCAAUGAUGCCAUUGUCACCCUUGCUAAAUGAACCUGAUAUGGGCACUCAACUUCCCGCUCUUGCGGUGUCUACCCGCCUGACAGGACCUUUACCUCCGUUUAAUUCACUUCAGAACCAAUUACCUCCCCUGCCUGGAGCCCAAUUUGAUGCUGCAAAAACUCUUAAUCCUACACAAUUAUUGAAAGCAGCAACUCAUGAUCUACGAGAGUUCAAAGUCGAUAACAUUGGGGCACCAUCUGCUCUGCUAUCACUGAUAGCACUAGGACAGAAUGCUCCUUCACCAGGAGACAAGAUUGAUGGUGGUCUUUUGGGGAACUUUAAUCUGAUUAACUAUCCAGGUUGGUAG
This is a messenger RNA of Candidozyma haemuli, 882 nucleotides long. It is a transcript of the gene AFT2, whose product is annotated as Aft2p. The transcript has a single exon. Gene Ontology annotation, molecular function: DNA-binding transcription factor activity, RNA polymerase II-specific. NCBI's taxonomy places the organism in Eukaryota, Fungi, Ascomycota, Pichiomycetes, Serinales, Metschnikowiaceae. The coding region runs from base 1 to 882 and encodes 293 amino acids. The record is from RefSeq and is a predicted model, not a curated record.